This is a messenger RNA of Acanthosepion pharaonis, 1539 nucleotides long. The record is from the annotation of a GenBank genome assembly. Lineage: Eukaryota; Metazoa; Mollusca; Cephalopoda; Sepiida; Sepiidae.
AUGCACCGUUCAAUUCAUCCCACGUGUACUUCAACACUCGUUCAUUACGAAGAAAAGGUUGGAAAGAAAUUCAACAUGGCAGACUUCUGGCCGAUACACUGUAAGACAACUUCAAGCCGAACAAAACGAUCAACUGAUGAAGACGAGUUUGUUACCCAAAAUAUCUUGAAAGCCAUAUCACAGCAUACAGACGUGUCCGACUGUAAUGUGAUUCAAAUAGGAGCUCAUAACUGUUUACUGUCAAAAGAGAUUGCUUCAAAGUGCAAAAGUUUAUUGAUCUUUGAUUGCAAUAAGGACUUUCUGUCAUCCAAUCGUACAGCAGUCGGUGAGAAGGCAAAUGUCAAAUACUGUGGGGACAACGUGCUCCAGGUCGAUCAGCCAGCAGAUAGUGUAAACAUUGUGAUAAUUGAUGAGAUGCUCCAGUACUUUGAUGGGAAGGACAUGCAAGCCUUGUUAGAACGUAUUCUUACUUGGUUGAAAAAGGAUGGCUAUUUUCUCUGCCUUGAAUCAUGUCACUCAAUCAAAGAGUCAUCUGAUAAAAGUGAAGGUGAGAAAUCUUCAUGCCGAGAUUUUGGAUUUUACCAUGCUGCAUUCCAAUUAGUCAGCAUUGAUUCAGCCGAUUCUCAUUUUGGCUUGGAUGUCGUCUUUUCCCAAACACUACAAUACACGCAAGGAGAGGAAGUCAGAAAAUCCCCGACUUUAUGGAUGAUGAUAAAGGAUCCAAUAUCUGAACAAUGUAAUCAUGGCUUCAAGACAUUCCAGGAAUUCCUAGAUUCCAAACAGUAUUCAGUCACUGGCAUUCUUCGUUAUGAAAAGGUUUUUGGCCGAUGUUUUGUGAGCACGGGCGGCUUGGAUACUACUAAGAAAUUUGUAGCCAAGCUGAACAUUAAACCAGGUGAAAAAGUUCUGGAUGUUGGCUGCGGAAUUGGUGGUAGUGCCUUUCAUAUGGCCCAGAUCUAUGGUGCUGAAGUUGUUGGAAUUGAUCUCUCUACCAAUAUGAUUUUAAUUGCACACCAACGCUGUCAAGAAGUUAACCUUACUCAGAAAGUGCACUUUGAAAUAGCUGAUGCAACAAAACGACAUUUUGAGCCCUGCUCUUUUGAUGUCAUCUACAGCCGAGAUACUAUUAUUCAUAUCAAGGACAAAUUGGCAUUGUUCAAGAAGUUCUAUGAAUGGUUGAAACCUGGUGGCCGUCUUCUGAUCACUGAUUACUGCUGUAGUGCUGGUAGUCAUAGUGACCAGUUCAAAUCUUACACGAAGCAGCGAGGUUACAUUUUCUUACCUGUGGAAAAAUAUGGCCAGGAAUUGAAAGAGGCAGGUUUCCAGAACAUCCAAUCUACUGAUAUGACUGAUCAUUUUAUUGAAAUUCUUCACAAUGAAAAGAACAAAGUACAUAACAUGAAAAAGGAAUUCAUUCAACAAUUCAGUGUUGAUGAUUACAACGCCAUUAUUUCAGGAUGGGAAGAAAAGGUUCAGCGCUGUAAAUAUGGAGACCAGAAGUGGGGGCACUUCAUGGCUGAGAAACUGGCUUCUACCUAA